Nicotiana tabacum (common tobacco) is the source of this 1286-nucleotide messenger RNA. NCBI's taxonomy places the organism in Eukaryota, Viridiplantae, Streptophyta, Magnoliopsida, Solanales, Solanaceae. The record is from RefSeq and is a predicted model, not a curated record.
AUAAAAUCACUUCAUAUCAAAACACAUCCUUAGAAGCUGUAAAAGACAAUUGUUGUUCGUGGGCAAGUUUGGGCUUAAAUCAUGGGCUGAUUUGGGCUACUGAAAACAAAUGAGUUUAGUUGGGUCGUGCCAAAACUUAUCCCAUCAUUAAAGUAGCUCAUGUCCAACCCAUUAAAACCUGGAUGGGUCAAAUGGGUUUGUGCCACUUUUGCCACCCAUAAUUUUAAUUCUACUUGUUUUUGUAAAAUGGUAAACUUCGUUUGUAUUUCCGAGAUUUUAAAUGAGCACAUGAACAUGAAGUCCGACAAAUAUAUUAUUCAAAUAUAAAUUGUAUAUGUAUGUUAACAUAAAAAUAGAUCCUUUAAAUUUUUAUGAUGGCCACAUUUAUUUUGUUGCAGGUAGUUUUUAUUGCAGGAACAGAGACCUCAUCAACAACCAUCCAAUGGGUAAUAAGGCUUCUUGUAGCUCACCCUGACACAUUAUAUAAGCUACGAGCUGACAUUGACAACAAAGUUGGGAACAAACGCUUGCUGAACGAAUCUGACCUCAACAAGCUUCCGUAUUUGUAUUGCGUUGUUAAUGAGACAAUGAGAUUAUAUCCUCCGGUACCACUUCUAUUGCCUCAUUUUUCAACUGAAGAUUGUAUUGUUGGAGGAUAUGAUGUACCAAAAAAUACAUUGCUAUUUGUUAACGCUUGGGCCAUUCACAGGGAUCCCAAGGUAUGGGAGGAGCCUGACAAGUUUAAGCCAGAAAGAUUUGAGGCAACGGAAGGAGAAACAGAAAGGUUCAAUUAUAAGUUUGUACCAUUUGGAAUGGGAAGAAGAGCGUGCCCUGGAGCUGAUAUGGGAUUGCGAGCAGUUUCUUUAGCAUUAGGUGCACUUAUUCAAUGCUUUGACUGGCAAAUUGGGGAAACAGAAAGCUUGGAGGAAAGCUAUAAUUCUAGAAUGACUAUGCAAAACAAGCCUUUAAAGGCUGUCUGCACUCCGCGCGAAGAUCUUGUCCAGCAUCUAUCCAACCUCUGAGGCAAUUUGUCUAUGCCAAAUGUAAACUUCUAUACCCACUAUGCUACACACGUAUGAUUUGAUGCUCUUUAUAAGGUAUUUGUCACUAUUCUGUUCUGCUAUUUUUGUGAAAAGUUAAUCAACAAUGGAUGAUAAAUAAGAAAUAAUUCAAAGGUUAUGUUAAUAAAGAGUAAAUGCCGGAGAGAAAAAAUCGAUUACAAGAUGUUUUACUUUCUCUUAGUAGUAUUUCGUAUCUUGAAUAAAAAUGAUGAAUGUUUGAUCUGA